GGACGUGGCGGGCUGGGGCGGGCUGGGGCUGGGCGCAUGCGUGCCGCGUUCCCCGGGAAGCCGCCCGGCGCUCCUGCCCCGCGGCGCUCACAGCGCCCCCCAACGGCGGCGCGCUUGGAGGCCCUCAGCCGCGGCUGGGAGGCGGCGAGGCUGCGACGGCAGCGCUUGGCUCCGCCCCUCGCCCAGGGCCCGCCCCGGCCCCCAUCCCGGCCUCCUCGAGCGGCUGCUCCUCCUCCCGCUUUGAGGUUCUUUCCUGCGCUCGGCUCAGGGACGCAGCAGCGGUAGGGGCUGCGGCGUCAGCGGCGCUCGUUCGGCUCGCCUCGCCUCGCCUCCUUUGUGCUCGCGCAGCGGCGGCGCCGACCCCGGCAGCGCCUGCUCCGCUUCCUGCUGCUGCUCUCUCUGUUUUCACAGCCCCGCUCCCAGGCCGGAGGCCUCCGUCGGCUGCGCGGCCGGCUUUCGAUGCCCGGUGGCGUCUCCCGCUGAACUGCACGUCGGCCGCCGCCGCUGCCGCCUUCCUUCCCCGUGAGCGGAAAGCCAUGUCUGCGGCUUCGGGAGCUGGCUCCGCCGUCGAGGCGGGCUUCUCCAGCGAGGAGCUGCUGACGCUCCGCUUCCCGGUGCAUCGCGCCUGCCGGGACGGGGACUUGGCUGCGCUCUGCGCCCUGCUCCAGCACACACCUCGCGCCCACCUGGCUGCCGAGGACUCCUUCUACGGCUGGACGCCCGUGCACUGGGCCGCGCACUUCGGGAAGUUGGAGUGCUUAAUACAGCUGGUAAGAGCUGGUGCUACUCCGAAUGUCUGUACGACACGAUUUGCCCAAACACCUGCCCAUAUUGCUGCUUUUGGAGGACAUCCUGAGUGCCUGAUCUGGUUGAUCCAAGCUGGAGCCAACAUUAACAAACAGGAUUGUGAGGGUGAAACUCCUAUUCACAAAGCUGCACGUUCUGGUAGUAUGGAUUCUAUAAGUGCUCUUGUGGCUAAUGGAGCUCAAAUCGACUUAAGAAAUGCCAGUGGCCUGACAGCAGCAGAAAUUGCACAAACCCAGGGUUUCCAAGAAUGUGCCCAGUUUCUCUUAAACCUGCAGAAUUGUCAUCUGAAUCGUUUCUAUACUAAUGGCACCUUAAAUGGGGUUCAUCAGAAUGCAUUUCCUAAUCAUGUUAGUAGUGGGACAAAUCGAAAGCGGUCCUUGGAAGAUGUCGAGUCUGCUGGAAUAAAGAAGGCUAGAACUGAAGCUCAGAGCUUUGUUUGCUCCAUACCACAAGUGAACGGAGGAGCUGAUGAUGAUGCUGACAGUAUGCACAUUGAUAGAGAGUUUGCUGUUGUAUCAGAUAUGAAUAGCAGUAGCUCCGUUUUGAAUACAUUGACAAGUGGAUAUGCCACCAAUGGACAUUUGGACUUCCCUUCCACGACACAGCUCAAUGGGAUGGAAAACAGGAAUGGAGAAUGCUUAACAGCACCUAAUGGAAUUAGCAGUGAAUUAAUUCCAGGACUGACUUUUGCAAAUAGCCAGAAAACUCCCUCUGUUAAUGGUGCUGAAGAAUCAGAAAAGACAAUGAACAUUUCUCCUGAUAUGUGUGGCUCUCUGCAUCUGAACGGGAGCCCGAGUAGCUGUGUAGCUAAUAGACCUUCCUGGCUAGAUGACAUUGGAGAUAACUUGCACUAUGGACAUUACCAUGGGUUUGGGGACACAGCUGAGAGCAUCCCGGAGCUUAACAGUGUUGUUGAGCAUUCCAAUUCUGUCAAAGUGGAGGAGAAAUAUGAUAAUACUGUCUUGGGCACAAUGCACCUUUAUCAUGGCUCCUAAAAGUCAGUAGGUUUUCUUCAUUUGAAACACAUUGAUUCAUACUGUUGACUGACUUUUUGGGAGGAAAUAUCCAUGUAGCAUUAAUUUGGAGAGGAAUGCCACAACUGUCAUUUUUUUUUACAUUUCGAUUUAUUAGGAAAAGUAAAGCUUCCAUUUGGUGGUUUCCUAGUUAAAGUGAAGUCUUAGUUUGUUGCAUGAGUGGGACUUGGUGAUUAGGCAUUGUUACAGUGGGAUGCUCUUUGAGAAUUAAGUCCCUUUUUAACAUUGGUCACCAAGCCCAAUACUAGCACCAAAAAUUGCUAUUUUUCCUGUAAAAACUGAGUUGUAUACAAUGGAGAUAGAAAGCGAGAGGCCAAAAAUGUCUCCUAAUUACUUUCCUUAGCUUAUUAUACUUGGGCAUAGCUAUAAAAAAGCUUUCAUUUACUUUUCUAGUUGAGCCUAUAGUAAGAGAAGACCCAUGCUCUCUCUCUUUUUGUAAGGUCUGAACUAUUUCAACCUUAGAAUAGAUUUCUCACACCAAUUUGCAAUGUUUAUAUGGAGGAAAGGACUUUUGUCUUGAGUUCAGUGAUGUUUGAAAAUUAGUUUUCACCUUUCAUAUGGUAAAAUUUGUAAUUGGAUAUGUAUAGUCCAUUCUUUGGUGUCAGUUACCAGAUGAAAUAUUUGGCUUAUGACUUGAAUGAAGUAGAAUGGGUCAUAGCCCAGUGUUUGAUUACAAACAGAUAACCACCUGGAGUUAAUCCUAUGUUAGAAUAGUUUUAUCUUGCAUUUUACUUUAUGUGCUUAAUACUUUACCAUAGAUCGCCCACUGAAGGGAUAUUAGCACGGUUUUCUUUAUAUGCAAUGAAAAUUACUGUUGUUUGUAGAAUUUGUUAGGUCGGAGUAUUUCAAUUUGACUGUUUUUGAUACAUGUUGGAUUUCCCUUCCCCUCCUCCACUCUUUGGGAGUAUAUUCUGCUUUAGACUUCUUCUGCUAUGUAUAUCUAGCCAGUUGAGAGACCCUUGAGGGAGUCUCAUGCUGAAUUUGUAUUGUUUAUAGUUUUAUACAGGUCAACAUUGAUGCAGCUAGUAGCGACACUGUGCAAAUAUUGUAAUGAUUUUCUGCUUUGGUGAUUUCAUAAUGAAGAAUGGUGUGAUGGAGAAAAUGUCAAAUGAAUAAACCAGUGUCCUAAGAGAACUAUACCAUCCUUUUUUUGUUUGUUUAAAAAGGGACCUUUACAAAUUGAAUAAAAAAUAAAUUUCUUAUAUGCUCAACUUUC
Phascolarctos cinereus (koala) is the source of this 3057-nucleotide messenger RNA. RefSeq names its product ankyrin repeat domain 10 (gene ANKRD10). NCBI's taxonomy places the organism in Eukaryota, Metazoa, Chordata, Mammalia, Diprotodontia, Phascolarctidae. The record is from RefSeq and is a predicted model, not a curated record. Gene Ontology annotation, molecular function: protein binding.